Aspergillus sclerotioniger CBS 115572 is the source of this 1592-nucleotide messenger RNA. RefSeq names its product 3-hydroxyisobutyrate dehydrogenase. Bases 168 to 1247 code for a protein of 359 amino acids. Gene Ontology annotation, cellular component: mitochondrion. The transcript is spliced from 3 exons. Gene Ontology annotation, biological process: L-valine catabolic process. Gene Ontology annotation, molecular function: 3-hydroxyisobutyrate dehydrogenase activity; NADP binding; NAD binding. NCBI's taxonomy places the organism in Eukaryota, Fungi, Ascomycota, Eurotiomycetes, Eurotiales, Aspergillaceae. The record is from RefSeq and is a predicted model, not a curated record.
GCCUUUCCUCCCCCUCCGCUUGCUCCGAGGGGACGGACGGUACUUCCUCCAGCUACUCCCUCGGCCACCACCCUGUCGCCUACAAAUCCCAUCCCUUCCUCACUACCAUCUUGUGUCAGACCUUCAAGUCCCUCCCUCGAACCAGGUAGCAUACCUCGAUUGUGAACAUGAGUCUCUCGCGUGUUUGGUCCCUUCCAUUGCGAAGGGGCCCCAUGUCCAUCCCCAAUGCUGUUCCCUCGGCUCCCUUCCUUUCUCGAACAUCUUUUUCAUCCUCUGUGCAACGGAGUGCUACCUGGGGCUUUAUUGGACUCGGUCAAAUGGGCUACAACAUGGCCAAGAACCUCCGCGCCAAGAUCCCUGAGACGGAUACCUUGUUAAUACGCGAUGUGAACGAAGAUAGCAUGUCCAGAUUUGUGAAGGAGGCCGGAGAAGCUACCAGGAGCAGCGGCGCUGGUGAUGGCACAUCUGAGGUCCUGGUGGCCCAGACUGCCAGAGAGCUUGCAGAAAAGUCGACAGUGAUUAUCACCAGUCUCCCGGGACCGCAACACGUCAAGGAUGUCUUCCAUUCGAUCCUGAGGCAAGGUGACCUUCCCACCUUGGACCAAGAGCGAUUGUUCAUCGAUACGUCCACAAUCGACCCAGCGUCUUCCAGGGAGAUCGCGAACGCAAUACACACAACGUGCCAAGGGCGUUUCGUUGACGCACCUGUGUCGGGCGGUGUGGUCGGCGCCCGUGCUGGCACACUGUCGUUCAUGUUUGGAGCGUCUUCUCAAACGGGACAGCUCAUUGAUCGGGUGCGAGCAGUUCUUCUUCUGAUGGGAAAGAAGGCGUGGCACAUGGGUGCCCCGGGUGCUGGCGUCGCGGGCAAACUCGCCAACAACUACAUACUGGCUAUUAACAAUAUUGCAACUGCGGAAGCGAUGAACCUUGGGAUCCGAUGGGGUCUGGACCCCAAGGCCUUGGCCGAGCUUGUCAACUCAUCUACCGGUCGGUGCUGGCCCAUGGAAAUCAACAACCCUGUACCUGGCGUGGUUGAAACGGCACCGGCAUCUCGUGGGUACGAAGGCGGAUUCGGCGUGAGUUUGAUGAACAAAGACCUUCGACUGGCCAUCACGGCUGCCGAGGAGUCGCAAACGCCCCUGGCGCUGGGGGAGAUUUCUCGUGGGGUGUACAAUUCCGUCGAGGAGGAACACCGAGGUAAGGACUUUUCCGUGGUAUACAAGUGGCUGCAGGACCGCUCGCAAUAGUGGGGCCAACUUGGUCAUCUCGGCUGGUACGUGAGACCAUUCACGAUAUUCUUGAUGGUUGGAUGUCAAACUUGUGGUCCCUUCCCCGGGCACUUCCUCUAUCCGUGAAUUUUCCAUUCACUAUCCCCCUUCUGCGUUUAUUGGUCUGCAUCUUCCUACACUCACAUGUCUUCCGGCUAUACCUCGGCUGCUGAGCCUGCUCAGGGAGCUUUUCUGUUCAUGCAUCUAAGCAUAGCCUGCAUAUUUUAGUUACUGUAUUCGCAUACACAUAUCCCAUAGAAGCCCUCAAUCAAUCAAGCAGGCCGGAACAGUCAAUCGAAAUAUCUAUCCUUCACGGAAGCAAAC